AUGAAAGAAACUAUCAUGAACCAGGAGAAACUCCCCAAACUGCAAGCACAAGUGUGCAUUGGUGGGAAGGGAACUGCUCCCCCAAAGAAGAAGGUGGUUUGUAGAACAGCUACAGCAGAUGAUAAAAAACUGCAGUUCUUCUUACCUUUGUUAAGGUUAAGUCAUUAUGUUCACAACCUAAGGAUCCACUUUAACAACCCUAAAGUUCAGGCAUUUCUGACAGCAAACACUUUCACCAAUACAUGCCAUCCUGAGACAAAGCAGCUGACAGAAAAACUCCCCAGUAUCUUAAGCCAACUUGAUGCACACAUUCUGUCUAGUUUAAGAAGACUGGAUGAAACUCUACUCAAAAAAAAAAAAAAAUCCAUGCAUGGAAAAGCAACACUUGCUGCCAGAAAGGAUGCUGAUGAUGAAGUUCUAGAUCUUGUGGAGAAUUUAGAUAAACCUUCUAAGAAUGAAACAAACUGA
Felis catus (domestic cat) is the source of this 468-nucleotide messenger RNA. Its product is annotated as transcription factor BTF3-like. The record is from RefSeq and is a predicted model, not a curated record. The coding region runs from base 1 to 468 and encodes 155 amino acids. Gene Ontology annotation, cellular component: cytosol; nascent polypeptide-associated complex. The transcript has a single exon. NCBI's taxonomy places the organism in Eukaryota, Metazoa, Chordata, Mammalia, Carnivora, Felidae.